Messenger RNA from Cloeon dipterum, 5481 nucleotides. It is a transcript of the gene Usp32, whose product is annotated as Ubiquitin specific protease 32. Gene Ontology annotation, cellular component: Golgi apparatus. NCBI's taxonomy places the organism in Eukaryota, Metazoa, Arthropoda, Insecta, Ephemeroptera, Baetidae. The transcript is spliced from 25 exons. The record is from RefSeq and is a predicted model, not a curated record. Bases 86 to 4747 code for a protein of 1553 amino acids. Gene Ontology annotation, biological process: protein deubiquitination. Gene Ontology annotation, molecular function: cysteine-type deubiquitinase activity; calcium ion binding.
UGACUGGAGCUGCGGUCAAGUCGAUCCGUAUGUUAUUGCCGAGGAAUUCGCGACACUGUAGAUUCCGAUGGAUUAACUAGGGAAAAUGGGUGCCAAGGAUUCAAAGCCGAGCGUGAUUUCAUACGAGGACGCUAUUAAGCGAGUGUCCGAUGCUGACUUCAAACGGCUCAAAGAUGCGUUCAAGAAGAUUGCUGGCCUCAACAACUACUUAACCAAAAACGCCUUCAUUAAAGAUGUGCUUGGCGAAGGUGUGCCAGUCCCUGUCACAGAGCACAUAUUUCUCGCCUGCGGCGGCACAUCGAAGGGGAUCACCUUUUCCAACCUCCUCUGCGGACUGGUCCUACUCACCAAAGGGCGGGAAGAGGAAAAGAUCAAAUUCCUCUUUGGCCUCUACUCUAAUGAAAAUGGCACGUACAUCUACCGCGAUGAAAUGGUCAAGCUGAUUGUCAGCUCCGAGGGUCGGCCCAACGAAACAAUCGCUGCCCUUUUCUUUGAAAGUGAAAAAGUGACGUAUGACCAGUUCAAGGAAUGGCUCCUGAGGUUCCCACAAGCAACGGCCCUCUCGCAGUGGCUCCUUCUUGAACCUGCGGCCCCGCAAGCUUUGCCUGAUGCUGAUUCACCCACGUUCUACCAAACUCUGGCUGGAGUCACACACUUGGAGGAACACGAGAUUCUUGGUCUUGAGCCGAGAUACUGGAAACUACAAUCAACCUCUCCGUCAGGACAGCUUGACUUUGAAACUCUGAAGCCAUUGAUCACACCGCCAGUUCCUCAAACAGCAGUGGAUGGCCUGUUCAGAGCGUUUGACCAAAACCACGAUCAACAUGUGGACUUCAAAGAAAUGGCGUGUGGCAUUUCUGCUGCGUGCAGAGGCCCGCUGGCCGAGCGGCAAAAGUUUUGCUUCAAAGUGUUCGACAAAGACCAAGAUGGGCGAUUGAACCACGCUGAACUGCAACAAAUGGCAGACAUGCUACUCCUGGUGCGAGCUGAGAGCUGCGCAACGCCUGAUUACACGAGUUUGGAUUCGGUUGAAGCUAUUAUUGCUAGCUUGCAAAAGCAGGUGCCUGAUUGCCUGGAAAAUGGACUCACCGUGGAAGACUACUUGCUCUGGGCCGUCGACAACCCGCUUACCUCUCUUUUUCAACAGCUGAUUUUUCAGGUUUGUCAUGUGGUGCUUGGUCUGAGGCCGACGUCGCGGCAAGAGGAACAGGAGGUGGUCAUGGGUUGGCUUCAGAGGGAGGAGAGAAGGGGCCUCCUGCCCGGACAGCUGUGGUAUUUGAUUUCGUAUGACUGGUGGACCGCCUGGCUCGACUACGUGUCCAACUCGUUGACCAGAGGAGGCUCAGUGCCGCGGUUGACCAACGCCACUGAAAAUCCUCCCAGGAAGACUGCCAGCUCGAGUGCCUUGACACUUCUGGACCUGCCUUCUGGGAUGAGUCCCAGCAGCUCACCUGUUGCCUCCCGCAAAAACCUGCCCAUGGGCCUGCUGUGCCCGCGGCCUGGCCCCGUGGACAACACAUCGCUGGUGGUGCCGCCACCUGUCACCGGCAUCAAUAAAAUCCCACCCCUUACCGCCGAGGGUGGCAAACUGCGCCGCUCCAAUCUGGUCAAGGGCCGAGACUACCAACUGCUGCCGCUGGCUCUGUGGAAGGCGCUGGAGCAGUGGUACGGAGGCUCGCCCGCUCUGCCCAGGCAGGUGAUCCGGCCGACAGACGGAGCCGAGCCUGAGCUCGAGCUCUACCCCUUGGUGCUGAAGAUCAUGCGUCACCAGACCAACCCGAGACCACCAAACCAGCAGCAGACUUGGUCAGACGUCGUCGGCGGAUAUGGAGCGGCUGCAUUAGUGUCUGCGGGCUACGGCUACGUGCCGCAAAGUACGACUCCUAAGAGGUACGUAGCGUACAUGGCUGCCUUUUCAAAACUGGCCAACAUUCGGCAGGUGUACGAAUUUCUGUGCUCCACGUUGAAGCUCAGAGCUGAAGAUGUAAGACUGUGGCACUGCAAAGACGAGAUUAAUAUGGUAUUACUUGAAGAGGAGGAACUUUCGUUAGAAACUCUAGGCGUAGAAGAUGAUUCGCAACUGCUACUAGAGGUCAGAAACAAAGACUUGACCUGGCCUGAGGAGAUGGGCUCGCUGCAGCAACAGCAGCAGCAAAACAGCCGGCGCCAAAGCAUGCUUGGGCCCACUGAGAAAGGUGCCACUGGUCUGAAUAACCUGGGCAACACGUGCUUCAUGAACGCCGCGCUGCAGUGCGUGAGCAACACCAGACCUCUAACGCAGUAUUUUAUCAAAAACAUGCACUUCUACGAAGUGAACUACAGUAACGAUCUCGGGAUGAAGGGUAACAUCGCCAAGAAGUACGGCGAGCUGAUUCGCGAGCUGUGGAGCGGCACCGCCAAAACGAUACCUCCCCUGAAGCUUAGGAUGACCAUCAGCAAGUACGCGCCGCGCUUCAACGGCUUCCAACAGCAUGACUCACAGGAAUUGCUUGCCUUCCUGCUGGAUGGCCUGCACGAGGACCUGAACCGGGUGCACGACAAGCUUUACUCCGAGCUGAAGGACAGCGCCGGCCGGCCGGACGUCGAAGUGGCUCAGGAGGCAUGGGAGAACCACAUCCUGCGCAACAAGAGCAUCGUGGUGGACCUCUUCCACGGCCAGCUCAAGUCCAAAGUAAUGUGCAGGGUGUGCGGGCAUGAGAGCGUCCGCUUUGACCCAUUCAAUUACCUCAGCCUGCCGCUACCCAUGGAGAGCUGCGUCCACCUGGAGGUCAUUGUUGUAAAACUUGACGGUACUGUUCCUGUGAAGUAUGGCAUGCGGUUGAACACAGACUCGAAAUACUCAGCUGUCAAAGAGCAUCUGUGCCAACUGAUGGGCAUUCCUUCUUGCAAACUCUCCCUUGCCGAGGUUGCUAGCGCUCAAUUAAAGAUGACCUUUUCCGACGCGGACAAAAUCAGGCCGCAGUACGCAAGUCCGUUGUAUGCCUAUGAAUUGCCUGCCACCCUUGCCGUCCCUGAGGGCCUGGAGGACGAAGAGAGAAGCAGUCUGGGUAGUACCGGAAGUAGGAAUAGCGAGGCUCAGACGUUCACGCGAAUCCAGCGAAUGACUCGUCCACCUGCUGACCCAUCCUCAUUGCCUUAUUCCUUUGCUAAUGGUCCGUUGACGCCGUCGGCGAACAACCCGGCGAACGGCCCUCUGAAUGGUAACCGCCCACCCUCAGAGUCUGAGGUAAGGUGGCGCCACCUGGCAUGCAUGCCCUUCUGUUUUAAGUCACCGCCUUCGAUGGAGUUGCCCCGCAGAACGGAAAGCGAGUCCUCGCCCGACAGUGCCAUUUGCCGACUCACCCCUGAAUCGCAGGUCGGAGGCGACAAUAAAGUCAUUACUCACAGUUCUGACAGCCAACUGGGUGGAAGUAUUAGCGGCAGCAGCAGGGGCAGGGCGUCGCCAACACCGAGCCUUGGAACCAGCAGCUCGGACUCAUCCCAACACUUGCCAGGCGGAGACUGUGAUAGACCCAACUACAUUAUUGCUCACCAUCGUAAAAUGAUUCGGCAAGAAAACUACUUCGUGUCGUGGCAGCGAACUCAGCCCAGCCUGUUUGGCCUGCCGAUCUUGGUGCCUUGUGGACAGGGCACCACCCACAAAGCCUUGUACGAAGCUGUCUGGAUCCAAGUCGCCCGACUCGUCUCGCCCCUACCUCCAAGUUCCGCACCCAACCAUGCUCUUGACUGUGAUGAUAGCCUGGGAUAUGAGUUUCCGUUCGUGUUGAAGGCGGUCGCGCCGGGAGGCGUGCAGUGCUCUUGGUGCCCGUGGAACAGGUUCUGCAGGGGCUGCCGGAUUCAGUGCUCUGAUCUUGAGUUCAAUAACGCCUCCACUCACUUGGCCAUCGACUGGGAUCCAACUGCUCUUCAUCUCAGAUACCAGAAUUCUAAAGAAAAGGUGUUUGUGGAGCACGAGUCUGUAGCGAUAACGAGGCAGAAGCACUCGGAGCCAAUCGGCCUAACGCACUGCCUGGAAGCGUUCACCAGGGAGGAGCACCUGAGCGACGAGGAGAAGUACUUCUGUUCCACCUGCAAGGAGCGUCAGACAGCGACCAAGAAGUUGCAGAUAUGGCGGCUGCCUCCGAUCCUGAUCGUCCACCUGAAGCGGUUCCAGCUGGUCAACAACAAGUGGAUCAAGUCGCAGAAGGUGGUUGAGUUUCCGCGCAAUAACUUUGACCCUACCGACUUCCUGGCGUCGGUGCCGAAAGAGACGCUGCUGCGCCACUCAGAGCUUCUGGAGGAGGAGGCGGAGUUGCACUCUGGAUUGAGCAAUGGAUCGUCCCACUCGCGGCCCAGGGAGCGAGUCGAGUCCACCUCGCUGGCCAACACGCCAGUGGUGGACGGCGCCCUGCAAGACUUCCACCAGCACAAGUUGUUGGAUAACACCGACCCUUUCAAACUCAACUACAAGCUCUACGCCAUUGUUUGCCACACGGGAAUUCUGGGAGGAGGCCAUUACGUUUCUUACGCGUGCAACCCGAACGGCAAGUGGUACUGCUACAACGACAGCAGAUGCAGGGAGGUGCCGGAGGAGCAGAUCGACUCGAGUUCAGCCUACAUGCUGUUCUACGAGCGCGUGGGUCUGGACCACGACCAAUACAUGCCGAACGUGGAGGGCAAGACUCGCGACGAGCGCACCGAGUUCGAGGAUGACAUCGAAUCGGAAAUGCGCCGAAGCGGAAACAAUAACAACUGCGUCCUCUCCUAAUGCCACACAAAAAUCCAAAGAUUUUUCACACACACUCUCCGCGCACCUUCUCGCCUAAUCAAAAGCCUCGGUUGGUUCGUUUCGUCUUCACUCGCACUCUGUCAAGUAUAUUUUUAAUACUUUUUCACUGUUACAAUUAAAUUAGGAAAGAGGCAAGCCGCUUCUUUCGCCGUGAAGUUAGUUUCUAUCAAACAGAGUGGUCGGGACAGGCGCUCCUGCCGGCCGAACCAAAUUAAUUUGCUCAUUGUUUAUUUAUUGUGUAAUUACGUGUAUUUGAUUACUGGGACCACGCGAUAUUACUGACCUGGUCGUGUCACAUAUUAAACGGAAAAAUACGAAUCAUGUUCACCACGAUUGCUGUGCCAUGUCUGUACGUUAUCAAUUAAGAUGAGUGAUUACCCAAAUAUCCUUCCUAAAGUGAUACGAAGUUAAUUUUCUUCGCCUAGUCUCCGUUGCAGCCGCACACGCGGUCGUUAUUGCUGGAAAAGCACUUCUUUCAUUUAUGUUAUCGCGGUUACUCUGUGCUAUUAGUGUGUAUGUAUUCAAAAAGAGGAGAGUGACACGCGUCCCCCGAAUUUAUUGCUUGUUGACUGGAAUCGAAAUUCUGCGAUUGUCCAACUUUCAUUUUGCCCGCAGCUACCUGGAGUCUUUAUUUGUUGUUGAAUUUGAACAAAGCGCAUUGUUAAUCUUGAAAUAAAGAAAAAUAAAUCACACAUUCCUAAGCCUGAGAAUAA